Messenger RNA from Eurytemora carolleeae, 6599 nucleotides. It is a transcript of the gene kto, whose product is annotated as mediator of RNA polymerase II transcription subunit 12. The record is from RefSeq and is a predicted model, not a curated record. Gene Ontology annotation, molecular function: transcription coactivator activity. The transcript has 16 exons. The coding region runs from base 31 to 6414 and encodes 2127 amino acids. Gene Ontology annotation, biological process: regulation of transcription by RNA polymerase II. Gene Ontology annotation, cellular component: mediator complex. NCBI's taxonomy places the organism in Eukaryota, Metazoa, Arthropoda, Copepoda, Calanoida, Temoridae.
UUUUUAAAAGAGAUGUUCUAGAAUUGUAGAAUGGCUCUGGGGAUGGAUCUGAUCUCUAGGCGGAGGUUAAAGCCUCGGCUAGGACCUCCUGAUGUAUAUCCUCAGGAUCCCAACCAGAAGGAGGACGACCUCUCCGGUGUGCACGUGAAGCAGGGGUUCAGCAACCACUACUCAAGUGUACAGGAUGAGUUCGGAUCCUGCCUACAGAAGAUGGCGGGGUUCAAUCAGGCGAAAAUAUGGAAGAAUUUCCAGGAUGUUCUCGUCAAGAAGGAGGAAGUCAAUACGUUUGCGGAAAUUAAGGAUAAGAAUAAACGGCAACCGAUCAAUAUCAGAGACGAUUUCUGGCUUGUUACAGCACAGAAGAAGAACUUGGUCGAAAAAUAUUUUAAGGAACUUGCUGGAACGAAACCUCUCUCUGUUCUCGCGAAAAAGGUUCCAAUCUUCAACCGCCGGGAUGAAAUUGUGCGAGCUCUUUGUGAGUUUGAGGUGCCGGUCAACCGUGGCGUCUGGCUCAUUAAGAUGACAGCAGCCUAUGCUGCGGCUAUGCAGGAGACAAAUAAGACGAAGAAGAAGGUGAAUAUGGAUCCUGGAGCAGAGUGGACUAUUACACUCAAGCAGAUGAUCUUGGAGCAGAGGGAGCAGCUCCAACCCAUAUACACAGGAGCUGCUGUACCUGGAGGAUUAGUGGAUCCUGAUCUUAAACCUGAAAACUCUUUACCUCUCAAACAGCUUCAAUAUACUCAGGAGAUGAUGUUCUAUAUGUACCAGGAGGGUCUACUAGACAAACAGGACACAUUACAGUCCAUACUAGACAUCGUAGAGAAAACUAAGGCUCCUGAUGAACCUCUGUUCAGACUCCUGAUGCCAACUUUACUAAGGUACACCUCUGAGUUCUGUAAGACUGCCCUGCUGGCCCGCAAGCUAAGCUACCAGUGUGCACGGAAGAUAACCCACCUAGUUCUAGAAACUGAAGCGUUCAUGUCCGCACAAAAUCCGCCCCACGAGAACGGAAAUCUAAGUUCUCCCAGUAAAACUCCCACCAUACCAGGAACUACCCAACCUCUUCCCCCUGUGCUGGCUGCCCUGAUGGAACUCCAGAAUGAUCCACACAACCGUAUCAUCAUCCUCACCUUGUCCUCCAUCCUCCAGACCUGUGUCCUCGAAUGCCCCACAGCUCUAGUCUGGAAUCAAGGAACAGAGAACAAGACACAUUCCUCUUUAGCAGGGUCUCCGCUUGAUUAUUUACCUAAUAUUGCGCCUAGCAGUCUACCGAUGGCACCAAGAGCUGAUAACCAGCAAAUAAGGGCGCGCAUACGAGCAGCUGAACAGCAUAUUAAGGCGCGAAGCGCUGCUGCUGAAUCUAGUUGGAACAGCUCGGACAGCAGUGGACAGACGGGUCUGUACGGGGUGGUUGGGAAGAUACUCUCUGUGCUGGAGGAGCUGGAUAAAUAUGUAUUUGAUAAACUGGAUCCAAACACUAAUUGUAUAGAUGUACUUGCUGCCAAAAUAUGGGGACCUUGUCAGCCGGGCCAAGCUGUCUCGUCACAGGACUCUGCUGUUGUCAGUAUACUCUGUGAAUGGGCGGUUACCAACAACCGUAGCGGGGAACACAGGGCUUUUGUGGCAGCUAAACUUCUGGAGCUUAGGCAGAUAGAACUACUCUGUCCAGAGGAGGAGGAUAAAGAGGAGGGAUUCUUUGUUGGAGGGAACCCUGUGUUCCAGGAGCUUCUGUUUAAGUUCCUUGAGACGGAGGCUCCUUUCUUUCUGUGUUCCAACCCUCCUGUGAAGAAGAAGCAUGAGGUGGCCAACCUGAUCCUUCUGUUCCAUGAGUUGAUGGCCCACGAUGUGUUCUCUCAUGAUGCAUACAUGUGCUCUCUGAUCUCUAGAGGAGAUCUCAACAAUGCUUUAAUCCAGGAGAAGGUUGUUAAGGAAAAAGAGGAUGCUGCAGAUACUUCAGAUGAUCGGAUAAACGACGAGCUGGGUGCUAUUGCUAAGCAGAUCUCAGAAACAAACAAGCUGGAUGAAUUUGAACCUGGAGAUUCUGGGUUUAAUCAGUCUUCACCAACAAGCUACUCAGAGGUUUGGAGGUACAACAGACAUUGGCAGUACACAUACCAUUUCCCUAUUCCUUUUCCUCACGAGGACUCUGCCAAUCAUGAUAUUAAUCAGCGUCAUGUGCUGCUCUACGGAUCAGGGAGAGGAAGAGAGGAGAGUAGCAAAAACUGCAAGAAAAUAUCCAAAGAAAUUUUAAAACUGUUUUGCAAAAGGUUUUCAAUCGAUGUGAAUGAAGGGGGAAAGAUAAAGAAGCAUCAUAAAUCUGAGUUUAUUUUUAGUGAAGUUGUGCAAAAAUUUCAAGAACUAUCAUACUUUGAUCAGCAUUUUGUAACCAGUCAAUGUGGACAAACUGUGAUAGAAAUGGUGCAAGCUUUCCAUGCUUGUUCUGCAACAUACCUCCCGGUCACGGAGCAUGUUUCUUUCCUGUUUGACCUGGCUGGACAGGCAUUAAAUAUUCAGUGUUUACUGGACUGGUGUAUACAGCUACUCAAGGAACUACCUCUUGUUGAAUCUCAGCUUAUCGAACGGGGCUCGGUUCUAACCCGGACCUAUACUACCGGACUGUCACUGUAUAUUGUGGGAGUUCUUCGUAGAUAUCACUCUGUUCUAAUUCUAACAGAGACUGAUGUGAAGUCUGCCUGGGAGUCCCUGGUAAAGAUUUCCUACCGUCACAGUAAUGUACCGCAAGAAUCGCCCCGACAUGAUGGUAGCGGGGUAAGACGACCUCCGCCCAACUUGGACUGUAACUCUGCUGAGUGGUGUAUCAUGGGAUAUCUGUUUGAUCUUGCAGCUGCUUGUCCUUCCCUACUCAAGUCAAGUGACAAGUACCCAGUUCUUAAACGAUUGUUCAACCAGUCUAAUGAACCUGCAAGAUCUGACUAUGCUAUCAGUGAACAGUUUAAAGAGAUGAUCAAUCCCUACAUACUUCAGCCAAAGAAAAAGGUUGAUCCUUUAAUUGUUAGAUAUUUACAUGAAAAGCCAGAACAUCAGUAUACUUUGGUCUGUUGUGUGCUUGCUGCUGUUAUUAAUGGACAGCUGGAUACAGACAGGCUGAAUGAUCUAGCUAUCCUCUGUUGUGAGUUGACAGCUCAGUGUAGCACACUCUCUCAGGAGUGGUUGGGUGCGCUUUACACUCUUUGCUGUGCAGACAAACAGAGUUAUGGUUCUCUUCAUGCUCAAGUAAACUUUAGAGAUUAUUCUUUUCAUGCUUCCCUUGGAAUAUUUGUCUGUAUCCUCAUUGCCAGACAAUGCUUCUCUCUACAAUCUGUUGUACUCCGUGUUAUUACUGGAGCUCUGGUUAAACCCUGGAACUAUGGGGAUAGUGAGGGUCAUCCUGCUAUUGAAUCUGAAGCAGGUGCUCGCCUUGCUCUUCAUCUUCUUCUUAAACUAUUCAGAUCUGUUGAAUGCUUCCAACCUGGGUUUUAUUCUAUUGCAUCUCCAAGAUCAGUUCCUGUCUCUGCUCAUGAUACUGGAAUCAAGUUCUCCUGUGACCGACAUCUGUUGGCAGCAACACAUGCUAAUAUCAGCUCUGGUAUAGAGGUUGGGGCCAUCAUUGCUGUACUCAAAGCUGUUCUUCUCCUUGGAGAUUCUGCUCCUAGAAUCAGUACAGAGAGAAUACCAAACUUCCUUAGUAGUGGGUUUAAUGAGGAAGAUUUAGCAACUAUGAGUGCUAGUGGCCGGGAUGGAAUAAGCCUGGGAGAUCUUGCAUUUAUUACAUUAAAACAAAUAUGUUCUCAGGAAUGGGUUCGGGAUAUAUGUCUCCAGGUUCCAGAUGAUCUGUGUAAACCUGGAUAUCUUCUGGAUAAUCUACUCUCACCACAGCAAACCUUGAGCUUGCUCAGGCUGAUUUGUCAUACAAACAAGGAUGAUAAUGCAUCCCUUGGGAAAGCAAGGCAUCAGGAGACCAGCAGAGUCAUCUCAAAUCUUAUCAGGGAUCUAGAUGAAUGGUCUUUGCGAGCAAGUAUUAUAGAUAUCAAGCUCAUGUAUCGCUUGGAGAGUAAAAAUGGAGAGGUUGGUACAUGGUUAGAAAAUGUAUCAAGGUGUGUGGUAGAAUCCUUUAAACUUGGGGAGAAUGAUGGAAACCGUAAUGACAAGGAUGAUAAAGAUGAUUCAGAUUCUGGAGAACCUGAUUCAAAGAAGAGAAAAUUGGACUUGAUCAAGUCAGAUUCCAAACUACGGAGACGACGAUUUGGUCCAAUCUGGAUGAUUCCUCAUUUGAUAAAAAGUUUAAAGUUUCUGCAAACUAAGAUAUUGCAGGUUUCAGGACGGGUUCUGGAGAGUGGAAACUGGUCUCGGUGUGCUAAAUCUAGAAUAUCUGUUGGUCAUCAACCCUUUCUUCAGCUUGUCCUCACAAGCCUCAGAGAACUAGAAUCUUUAAAUGAUGGGAAAGGACGUCCUUCUGAGGAUAGAGAGCAGGUUCGAGAACAGUUACUUCAAUCUCUUCAUGAACAGCUAUCAACCUUUCUCUGCUUUACCUCUGAGGAGAAGGUUUACAACUAUGAGGAUCCAACUGCUAGGAAAACAAUGCAGGAUGCUCUGCAGCUCCGCUGUUCACUACUGGGAGGAAUGUUUGAUUCAAUAACCAAUAAUUUCCAAUCUGUCCAGGACUGGUCUGUUCUCCUGGUGCAGAUAGUGGUUCGUGGAGUUAUAGAUCUAACCAACAACUCUGACCUUUACUGCUCUGUGUUAGAUAUGUUGAGUUCUCUGAUCCAUGCAUCUUGUGUCAUUGACAAAGAAACCAGUAGUUCAGACAGAGUGGAGGAGAAUAAAAGACACUACCUUCUCCUUGUGAAACGGAUUAAAAAAGAAAUUGGAGAUAAACAGAGUCCUAGCAUCAAGUUUUUACGACAGCUCCUUCCCUUUCCUAAACAGAGUGAAGAGGUGAUAGUUACUGAACAGUUUGGUUUAGUACCGGAUAGUAAGGGAGCUAAGGUGCGAGGGUUUAACUGUGACAAGAAACAAGGAUUGCAGGUUUCUGAGAAACAGAAGAUAAGUCCCUGGGAUAUCCUGGAGGGGUUCAAGAACCCUGCUCCGCUCUCCUUUCAUUGGUUCCAGGCUGUUAAGACAGAAAGGAAACCAAUGAAAUAUGAAGAAGCAUUUUCAGCCAUGAAGUAUAUGAAAAAUAAUUUUAUCAAAUCUCCGUCUCAUUAUCUAGACCCUCCUCCCCUACCUCUAGAGGACCUUGAGCCCAGCAAGGACUGCAAGGAGGAUGAUAAGAACGACAUGAACAAGAUGAAGAACGAAGAUAUGAUGGACCCAAUGAACCAGAUGAACGGGGUUGGACGGGGCAAGGCUAUAAAACGAAGGGGACAGAUGAGAAUGAUGUCCCCCACUGGAUCUGGAAUGGCAGGUGGUAUGGGCCCAGGAAUGAUGACUGCUGGUGCACCAGGAAUGUAUGGUCCAGGACCCAACACUUAUCCCGGACCAAUGGGCCAUGAGAACAUGAACUACAACCCAAACAUGGGCCAGGUUAAUGUUAACCCUCAGCAGAUGAACUAUAACAACAUGGGAUACGGAAUGACUGGGAAUGCCUCAGCAGUUGGUAUGGGCGGCGGAGGUAUGCAAAACAUUCCUGGCUCUAGGUUCCCUAGCCCCGGCAUGCCGCAAACCAAGCAAGCUCUGCAGAACAUGCUGCGAUCACGAACUACUCCGGGUGGUCAGUUUGUACCUGGAGUCCCAUCUCAACCUCCUAUGGGAGGAAUGAUGCGCCCGUCUGGACAAUAUCCAGCAAUGAUGCAAAAUUCCCAACCAAUGAGCAAUAUCAACCGUCCUAUGUACUCUGGAGGGCAGAUGGGUGGUAUGAACCCUAGUUAUGGGAUGCAGGGAAGCCAGAACUAUGUUGGAUAUGGAGCAACUAGACCUCAGAUUGGGAUGAAUAACAGUGGGGACUAUAUAGGUCAAUCUAUGGGAGGCAUGAGACCUUCUGGUCAGUAUAUUAUGACCGGGCAGCCUGGGAUGCGUAUGCCCGGGAUGGUGAUGUCAAGAUCGGGCAUGAUUGGUGGGUCUGCAGGGUACGGCAUGGGUUCUGCAGUACCGAGCCAGGGUUCCUACCCUAUGCAGAGCGGGAUGGGCAUGAGUGGGAUGAGUGCCCGCCCCGGGAUGAUGCCGCCCAGCAUGAGGAGCGGUGGAGGACCGGGCAUGAUGCCCGGUAUGCCCGGCAGUUCAGGGAUGGGAAUGCAAGGUCAAGGUGGGAUAAUGCAGGGAGGAGGAAUGGGAAUGCAGAGUGGAGGGAUGGGAAUGGGAGGAAUGCAACAACAACAGCAACCUGGUGGUAGUAGCCAACUCAUGGCACAUCUACAGCGGGGGAACAGUAUGUCACAACAACCGGGGAAUCCAUAUCAACAACAACCAAGAUAUUGAUAAAACCUUAAUUAACAUUUAAGAUAAACUAUGGUGGGGAGGGGGGGGGAUACUUUGCUUAAAGUAUGCAAAGUUUCUAAAGAUUAUUUGGAAAAAUUAUUAAUGUGUUUAUUUCACCUAUUGUAUUGAGGAUCAUGAUUCUUUGACUAUAGGUUGAAUGUUAAUAAUAAUAAUAAUACAGUUCA